ACAUUGGAUUUACAGGAUGAGGAUAAUGGUUUAUAUGAUCCUUUUCUUCAGGGACAAAGAGGACUCCAAGGACCACAUGGUUUCAAGGGAAGCUUAGGACUACCAGGUCCAAAGGGAGAGCCCGGCCCAGAGGGUAAAGAAGGUCCUCGUGGACUCAUCGGACUCCCAGGGAUUGCAGGAGAGACGGGAUCGUCGGGGGACCAGGGAUCACCUGGUAGAGACGGUCUGAAAGGAAACAAGGGGGACUCUGGAGAUGUGAUGGGACCCCAGGGCCUGCCUGGACCCAAGGGAGAGCCUGGAGAGCCAGUAGCUGAACAUCUGGGAGAGGGGAUGACAUCUGGACCCAGAGGAUCACGAGGGCCAAAGGGUGAGCGUGGCGUCCCUGGUGUACCAGGAGACCUAGGGGAGAAAGGAGAGCCCGGUCUGGGCGUUGAAGGACCUCCUAGAAUCCCAGCAGUUACAACCCCAUCUCUCUAA
This is a messenger RNA of Oncorhynchus keta (chum salmon), 477 nucleotides long. Its product is annotated as pulmonary surfactant-associated protein D-like. The annotation marks the transcript as partial. The transcript is spliced from 8 exons. NCBI's taxonomy places the organism in Eukaryota, Metazoa, Chordata, Actinopteri, Salmoniformes, Salmonidae. The record is from RefSeq and is a predicted model, not a curated record.